AUGGAGAAACCGGCUGUUGAAUUCAUCUCUGAUUGUUUUAUCAAACCGAAACACCUUCUUCCAGAAUCAAAUCAGGUGAUAUUCUUGUCACCAUUUGAUCUUGCAUUAGCCUUUGUUCAUUAUAUGCAGAAAGGACUCCUCUUCGCCAAGCCUCCAUCAUUCGAUCAGGAUCAGAUGCAGGAUUUCCUGUUGAAACUGAAAAAGGCUCUUUCUUUGAGCCUUGUUCAUUUCUAUCCACUGGCGGGUCGUCUUGAAACAGUUCAAUUGGAAGAGGAUCCGCGUAAUCUGGCUGUUUAUGUGGAUUGCAACAAAGGACCUGGCGCGAGAUUCGUUCAUGCAUCAGUAGCCUUGAGCUUGUAUGAUAUUGUUUCGCCAACUGAUGUUCCAUCAAUUGUGAAAUCAUUCUUUGAUCACGAGGAUGUGAUCAACUAUGAUUGUGGAGACCAGUCUCUGCUAACCAUUCAAGUCACUGAGUUGACUGAUGGCAUUUUCAUUGGGUGCUCCAUGAACCAUAUGGUUGGGGAUGGAACAUCUCUGUGGCAUUUCUUGACCUCAUUUUCUCGGAUGUUUAAAUCCAUCGGGAGUGGUACUGAAAUCGCCUGA
Messenger RNA from Oldenlandia corymbosa var. corymbosa, 603 nucleotides. NCBI's taxonomy places the organism in Eukaryota, Viridiplantae, Streptophyta, Magnoliopsida, Gentianales, Rubiaceae. The record is from the annotation of a GenBank genome assembly.